CGCCACGAUGUUGCGCCCCGCGACGCCGCUGACGAUCCUGCUGUUCGCGGCCUUCGUGCUGCUCCUCAUCUCUGUCAUCUCGGUGCCGCUUGUGAGGCCGAUUGUGUUGGGCGAGUUUGAUGGCAUUAGUUAUGGUGUUUUUGGGUACUGCAAGGCGGAUGGUGUGUGUAGCAAGAUGGAGGUCGGAUAUAAUCCUUCCGUCCUCCCCAACGCCAAAGGCAACUUCAACCUCGACCCCGCCACCCGCUCCACGCUCUCUUCAAUCCUAAUCGUCCACCCCAUCGCCGCCUUCUUCACCCUAAUCAUGUUCAUCCUCGCCGUGGUCUCUCACUUCCACGCCCCCUCCCACUCGCCCCGCUACCUCCUCGGCGUCUUCAUCCUCUCCAUCCUGACCCUCAUCCUCGCCCUGCUCUCCUUCCUCAUCGACGUCCUCCUCUUCGUGCCGCACAUGGCGUGGGGAUCGUACAUCGUGCUCGCUGCUACGAUACUCAUCGCCGCUUCGGGGAUUGUGAGUUGUGCUAUGCGACGGACUCUCGUGUCGAGGAAGGCGAGGAAGAGACGUAUUGAGGAGAAUGCAGAGAUGAAUGGGGAGAACUUUUAUAAUCGCCAAGCUGCGACUGGGCCACUUCCUGCUCCCAUCACGGCGCCGACGAUCGCUUCCUCCUCUGUCACGGGCGGGAACGGGGAUAAACUCCCCGCUUUCGCAACUUUUGAGUCUGCGCAGGCAGAUGCAGACGCUCGCGCCGCAGCUCAAGCAGACGAUGAUCGCGUCCCCCUGACUUCGCGCACACCCACCCGCUCCCCAGAGACAAUGUCAGCUUCCCUCUCCGGCCGCCCUGAAGACCGCUACGGCCCGCCCCCUCCCAUGCCCGGAAACCGCGGCUACGGAGGACCACCGCAACGGGAUCAGUAUGGUAACAUCAUCCCACCGCAGGGGGGGAUGCGUAAUCCAGACCCGAGGAACCAAUUCGGACCCGGUGGCUAUCGCGGACGCGGUGGACCCCAAGGUUCAUUCCGUGGUCGCGGCGGCGGUCCUGGUUACGGCCGGGGCGGAUAUGGUGGUCCCGGUGGUCCUGGCAAUGGCUACGGUGGUCCCGGUGGCCCAGGUGGCGGUCCUGGCUACGGCCCCGGUCCCGGUCCAGGCGGCAUGCGCGGCGGUCGCGGCCCUCCCCCCAACUACCCCGGCGGCUACAACAACAACCGCGGCGGCGGCUACGGCGGCCCCCAGCGCUCCGUCUCCCCCCCCAACAACGGUUACGGCUUCGACCAAUCGCAACAAUCCCUGAAUUCCUCAGGCUACGGUGGUGGUGGUGGUGGACCAGGAAAUGGGCGCCCAGAGAGUCUGGCGCGCGCGGAGAGCCCACCGCCUAUGGAUGAUGGGAUGGGGCCGGUUGGACAGGCUAUCGAGAUGGAUGCUACGACUGGUAGCAGGAGUCCGGGACUGCAUCCGCCGGGGGGCUAUGGAGGGGGUUUGAGGGAUAGUGAUGCGGAUGUUGCGGGCAUGGUUGGGUUGCAGCAGCAGAGGGGGGUUGUUAGUGAUGGGAGCAAGUAUAGUGUUGAUGAAUACAUCCCCCCCCGCCAAAACUGGCCCUCAGGCGGCCCCCGCGCCUCCUCCCCCCUAACCACCGGACCCACAGGUCUCCACCCCGUCCCUCGCGCCCACCUCUCCCAACAAUCAGAGGGAAGCUACUACGAGGACGUUGAUCCGCGGUUCUCCCCUCCCUCACCUCACACCGUCGGUCUUGCCAGUGGCGGCGGUGGCGGCGGCGGUGCAGGACAAAUGGUUCCAGCGCCCCUAAUGCCAGGGGGUGGGAGGAUGGGACCGAGCCCCGUAGGAGGUGCGGGGAGGAUGGGAAGUCCAGUUGGGAGUGAGAGGAGUGAGGGACAGAGGUGGCAGGGCCAGGGAGGGCAGCAGCAACAGCAGCAGCAGCAAGGGAGGAUGGGAGGGGGAAGGAAUGUGUUGGAUUCGAAUGCUGAUUUUGCUGUUCCUGGGGGACGGAUGUAAGGGGUUUUUCUCUGUCUCUUGGGGUAGUUGGUGAUGGUGUUUGUGUGUUGGAUAGGCCUGCCUGUUUGUCUAAUACGGGACAAUUGUUCAUGGUCUGUGUGGCGGUGUGUGUGUGUGUUCGUGCUGGCUCUACGUCCAAUCCUUUCCUUUUGCCUCAUUUUAUUUAUUUUCGCGCUUUCUGGACCGGUUCUUGUCUUUCGUUUCUCUUUAUAUCCCUUUUUUGUUCUUUGUCUGUGUUGGAUGGAAGUUGUGUGGGUUGCGUUGAGUUUGGAAGGGAAAGCUGCUGAAACUGUGUGGAUGACAGUGUGGGUUUUUUGUAUAUAUAAUACUUCUGUCGAUGCUGUAGGUGGUUGGAAAGAGAAGAAGAGGCCAGACCCUGGGUAAGGGCCAGAGAGGGGGGAGAGGAAAUAGGGUGUGCAAGAUGUGCAGAGAUAGGAAGUGUGUGCUGUAGAAUACGGCGAAUAAAAAUGGGAAUAUCCAUCCGUGUUGGAUGGUACACAAACAAUCACAUAAUAUAUGUGUCAAAACGAG
Molecule: messenger RNA, 2536 nt
Organism: Pseudogymnoascus verrucosus
Lineage: Eukaryota; Fungi; Ascomycota; Leotiomycetes; Thelebolales; Thelebolaceae
Exons: 3
Coding region: 8-2005 (665 amino acids)
Cellular component (GO): growing cell tip; cell division site; plasma membrane
Source: RefSeq, a predicted model, not a curated record